CAAGAACGUCAAGCGUGGCAAAGGUGAGGAUUUCCCAUCGAGAAAUAUUCGAAGUUCGGGAUUAGUUCAACGUCUCUGAAAACUUUCAAAUUAAACUAUCGUAAUUUGGUAUUUACUUACGCCAUGUAAUUUUAAAGCCUCGAAAAGGACACUUUAAUAAAUUGUGAUUAAUCAGGCGUUCGUUUUGUGUUGACACUGACCUGUGAUUCUGAUAUCGGAGUGGACUGAAAGAAAAAUUUGGAUUCUAAUUAUUGUAGGAAGAUGAGUAGCUCAGAGGAGCAGUCAUGGAUUGCGUGGUUUUGCGGUUUGCGAGGGAACGAGUUCUUUUGCGAGGUGGACGAGGUCUACAUCAACGACAAGUUCAACCUGACGGGGCUCAGUGAGCAGGUGCCGCACUACAGGCAAGCGUUGGACAUGAUACUGGACCUCGAGCCGGAUGAUGACCUGGACGAUAAUCCGAACCAGGCGGAUCUCGUGGAGCAAGCCUCCGAGGUGCUCUACGGACUCAUACACGCGCGAUACAUAUUAACCAACAGGGGCAUAGGACAAAUGUUAGAAAAACAUGAAGCCGGCGACUUCGGCCUCUGCCCGCGGGUCUACUGCGAGACCCAUCCAAUGUUGCCACUUGGUUUAUCAGACGUCCGCGGCGAGGCGAUGGUGAAGCAAUACUGCCCCAAAUGUAUGGACGUGUACACGCCGAAGUCGUCGCGGCACCGGCACACGGACGGCGCGUACUUCGGCACCGGCUUCCCGCACAUGGUGUUCAUGGUGCACCCCGAGUACCGGCCCAAGCGGGCCACCGUGCAGUUCGUGCCAAGGUUAUACGGCUUCAAGAUUCAUCCGCUAGCGUACCAGUUCCAACUGCAAGCGUCGAGCGUGUUCAAGACGUCGGGUAAAUCCCUGACAUCCAAACGUUAG
Cydia splendana is the source of this 918-nucleotide messenger RNA. RefSeq names its product casein kinase II subunit beta-like. Lineage: Eukaryota; Metazoa; Arthropoda; Insecta; Lepidoptera; Tortricidae. The record is from RefSeq and is a predicted model, not a curated record. The transcript is spliced from 6 exons. Gene Ontology annotation, molecular function: protein kinase regulator activity. The coding region runs from base 262 to 918 and encodes 218 amino acids. Gene Ontology annotation, cellular component: cytoplasm; protein kinase CK2 complex.